GGGGGCGUGUUGAUCAUGUGCAUACUUUAGCAAGAGAGAGAGAGAGAAUUUUUUAAACACAUUUUUAUAUUGUUUAAUAAACAAAAAAACCGGUUUAAAAGGACCAAAAAGGUACACUUGGCAUUGCUGGGUAUUGUGUUAGAAAUUUGGUUCUGUAUGUUUAACCAAGAUAUGUGUGGUACCGAUGUGGUUACAACUUACACGUACAUUGAGAAUAAAAUAAAAUUAAUAUAAAAAAAAAAAAAACAACAUAAAUUAUAUACUACGAUGCAACAAGUUGUUGCACAGACGCCAUAUAAAACUUGAGAUGAAAUGUAAGCAAUCAACGGUCAUCGUGGGUUUAAAAUAUAACCCACUAUAAUUAUUAUUUCAACAUUAACAACGCAAUCAAGAAUUUUCGUUUUUUGGAGUUAAGCAAUAAUUUAAUAAGAUAAUAAAAAUGGAUGAACCUGGAGAUAUUAUAAAAUAUAAAUGGACUACAGAAAGUACAUCAUUACUUGUAUCAGUAUGGGCUGAUGAACAAAUACAAACAAAAUUAGACCAAAUUAAACCUGAACCAGCAUUAGCAUGGACAAGAAUAUCAAAAUAUAUGAAAAAUAAAGGAUAUCAAGUUACAGCAAGACAAUGUAGAUCAAGAAUGAAACAAGUAUUAUUUUGUUAUCGUGAAGCUCAAAGAAAUGGUACACGUGGUGGUGUUGAACGUUAUUAUGAUUCAAUUAAUCGUGUAUUAGAAGCUAAAAGAAAUUUAAAAAAUGAGAUUAAUGAUAAUAAUAACAACAAUAAUAAUAAAAAUAUUAAUAAUCAACAUAAUAAUGGUAUUGAUACUGUUGAUUCAAGGCAUAUUCCUAAAACACCAAUAAAAGAAAUUAAAACAAAUGUUAAUUUACGAGUAAAAGGUAAUGGUUUUCAAGAACCAGUUAAGCCAUUGCUAAGACGUAUUCAUGUUACACCUGAAGGCUGGAAAAUAGCACAUCGUGAAGGUGAUUAUGCUGAUUCAUCAGAAUCAAAUGAAACUGUUUUAGCACGUCCUCGUCGUUCUAUGUCACCAGUAAGAGAUGUUGGUACAAAUACUGAUACAGAUACACUUCGUGUAUCAUCAAAAUCAUCAAGAAGAUCAUUGCCAGAUCAACAACAACAACAAUAUCGUUAUGAUAUUCUUGAAAAUAAUCGUUUUUCUGAAAUGCCAUUAAAAAAUGGAGUACAAAAUGUACAAAAUGUACAAAAUCAAUUGAUACAAGAAAAUAUGUUGUUGAGAAAUCAACUUGGUCAAGAAUACAUUGGUAUACCACCACAACAACAAGAAUAUCGUGUUAAUAUUGGUCAUGCAACUAUACCACGUGAAACACAAAUGUAUAAUUCAUUGUAUCAACAACCAGUACGUUUGGUAUCAUCAAAUUGUGCAAGAACACAAGGUCAAUUACAACAGUAUGCAUUAAAUACUGGAACAACAAAAAGUGAACCUAAAAAAUUUGGUGGUAUGUAUGGUAAUUUUGUUGAUUACCCAGGUGUUGGUGGUGUUGGUGGUGUUGGUGUUUAUGGCGGUGGUGGUAUAAAUACAAAUUUUAAUAAACCAUAUAAAAGCACAUCAUCAUCUGGUUAUUCACCAGAUAUUGGACAAAAUUUAAAUGAUGGUUUUCGUCAAAAAUGUAAAAGUCAUAAUUUAAAUGAAACAUAUGAUCAAGAUAAUGAAUUAUUUCAAAGUUGUAUUAAUGCAACAACAGUUACAAAUAAUGCAACAUUUAAUGAUGAAACAUUAUCAAUUGAUUUUGUAAAUGAUUCACAAAGUCCAUCAGAUAAUGAGCCAAUAAGUGGUUCUAAAAAUGAUGAUUCAUUUGUUGAAUUACCACCAGAUGCACCAUUUAGAAAAAAAAAAGCACAAAAAUUAGAACAACUUAUGUUAAAUGCAAUAACAUCACAAACUGAAGUUGUUAAUAAAAUACUUGCUGCACAAGAUACAAUGGUAUCAAGAUUAUUAGAUCGUGAUGCUGAUCGUCAAUCACGUUUAGAAAAUCGUCUUGAUCAAUUAAUGAAUGUUGUACAUGCAACAGUAUUAAAUAAAAGUGGUUCAUCAAAAGAUUCAACUAAUGAUUUACAAUCAUUAAAUUUAUUACCAUCAGUACCAUCUGGUCCAUUAUGUUUUUCACCACCACCAAAACCAGGUAAUAGACCACCAAAACUUGAUCUUGUACCACCAAAACCAUGUCGUAUACCAUGCACAAGUCCAUCAGCAAAUAUUGAAUUAAUUAAUCAAAAUCCAAUUCAAACAAGACCAGGCACAGUUAAACCUGGUAGUAUACAUACAAAAUUAGGUCCAGUAUCACAAUCACCAUUUGUCAAAGCACAACAACAAAUGACAACAACAACAACAACAACAAGUGAUUAUGCUAAAGCAUUAAAUGAUUGGCGUACAAAAUCAUCAGCUGAACGUAGAAUAGCACAAAGUCAAAAUCCAUUAAAUGAUGAAAAAAUUGUUAAAUUUGAAACUGAACAAUUUUUAUUAAAUGAAAAAUUAAUGGAAGAACGUAUUGAAAAUGCACGUCAAGCUGCUGUACAAUUUUUAAAUGCUAAAGAAAAUAAAGAUAAAGAUAAUAAAGAUAACACAGCAAGACGUGAAUUAUUUGAUAAUGAUAAUAAACAACAAGAAAAAGAAAAAGAACCAUCAGCAGCUGUUAUAUUAACACGUACAUUUUUAGAUAUUGAACGUAAUGCAGAAGAAAGAUCACGUUAUUGUUUACCAACAUUAACAUCAUUAUUACAAAUCAAUAAAGAUAUGAAUGAUUCUGAUGAUUUAUUAACUGGUCAAGGUGAAAGUUAUGAACGUUUAAAACGUUUAAGUGUUCGUUUACCAUCACAAAAAAAAAAAUAUAAUAAUGAUAAUGGAUUAGAUUCAUCAACACCAGCAAAAUAUCAUAAUAAAAUUGAUAAUAAUAUUAAUAAUAAUAAUGUUGAUGAUGUUGAUGAUGUAAAACCAUCAUUUUCUCAACGUCAACGUGCAUUGAUGCAAUGUCAACGUUGGAGAGAUAGUGCAACUGCUAGAAUAAAUAAACGUCAAACAAAUAAUAAUUAUAUUGAUUCAAAUAAGCCAUUAUCAACAUAUGAAACUGAUGUACAACGUGAAAGUCGAAUGAAAACAAAUAAAUGGAUAAAUGAUAGAUAUUCAUAUGUUCUUGAUAAUAAAGCUCAAAAAGAUGAACCAACUGCACCAUCACAACAACAGCCAAUGGGUUUUGUUAAACCAAGUUUAAAUAUUCAUGACAAUGAGCCAGCUUAUAGUAGUGUUGAUCGUAAUCUUGGAUUUAGAGAGGAACUUUUAUCAACAUAUAGAAGAGCACGUGAACAUGAUAUUCUUGAUGAAGAACGUAAAUAUUAUGAUAGACAACUUGAUAGAGUUAGUUAUCCACCAAGUAGUCGUGAAUACAUUGAACGUUAUGGUCAAGAUGAUAAAAGAGAUAAUAAAUUUAAACGAAAAAGUAAUCAGGAUAUUAAUAGUACCAAUGAUGAAGAUGAUAUAUUUCUUGAUACAACAACAACAAUUAAACCAUAUCGUAAAACAUCAUUGACAUCUGCUACAUCUGGUGCUUUCUCAAAAAUAACUGAUACUAACUGUGUUAUUUCAUAAUUUUCCUUACCUUUUUUUUUUUUUUUAUUAUGUGAUGUUUGAGUACAAUUGAUUUAGCUGCCAGUUGUCAGCCAUAAUUAUUAUCUAUUUGCAUAAUCAUAAUUGAAUUUAACAUAAUAAUUUGCAAUCAGUAUGUGCAAUUGAUGAUAAUAAUACAAAACAUUGUCUUCCCCUUAAAAAAAAAAUAUAAUUAACUCGUUAUUAAUUAAUAAUUACUUGAUUUAAAUAUUAAAUAGUUUAUUCAUUUUUUUUUUCUUUUUUACUUUUUGUUAUUACAAAGUAAACUAUCAUUUAACAUUUUUUUAUCAUCAAGAUAUUAGUUUGUAAAUGAAAAACUUUCUUAUUAUUAUUUUUUUUUUUUUUAUUAUUUUUCAGACAAUAAUUUUAAAUAAAAUUUUUGUACUUUUAGAAAAAAAAACAUGAGCCAUUUAAUAAAGAGAUUUAUUCU
Molecule: messenger RNA, 4067 nt
Organism: Aphidius gifuensis
Lineage: Eukaryota; Metazoa; Arthropoda; Insecta; Hymenoptera; Braconidae
Exons: 3
Coding region: 440-3619 (1059 amino acids)
Source: RefSeq, a predicted model, not a curated record